AUGUGGGUCUGGCUGGGUCAGAAGCCUCAAAGAGGAGUGGGACAGUUAGGCAUCUUGGCUGGAGGCCCGGCUGGCACCGAGGUGCUUCGAUUUGAAAGCAUCGAAGCGCGGGGGCAGCCACACGUGCUGGUGGGGGGCUCGGAACAGCAGUGGGUGGUCUCCAUCCAGGACAAGGCAGGCUGGUGCUCAGGGAGCAGGAUCACCCAGUUGCAGGACCCUCGGUCCCUGUCACAUCCUGUUCUCUUUGGUCACACUGCUCACCAAGGCCUGAGCAUCAGCCUCUUCUUUGUUCAUAACUGGGUUCCCCGUCCUCGGCCACGACUGGACAGACUGUUGCAAGUCUUUUACGAGGUCAAGGUGGUCAUCGAUAAGGAAGAGGAGGAGGGUCCGAGACUGUGCACUCAGUCCCCGCAGGAGUGGCCGGCACCCCAGGAGAUUCUAGCAGAACGGAGGCGUCGCCAGCUCCCACUGGCUUUCUCCCCGGGGCCGAGCACCCUGGGAGCAGACACGGGCUUGGUGCCCGUGUCUGUAAGUGAGCCCGUUGUUGGGAGGGAUAAUCAAGGAGAAGAACUUCAGCUCUCAGACUGGUUUAAUCCCCGACACCGCCCUGAUGUCGUAAGGACCACGAGCCGGCUUGCCCCGGUCAUGUGGGAGGGCACUUUCAGCAGGCAGGAGCUGGAGAAACAUUUCAGGGAGCAGAACCUCACGCUGGGCUUGGUUGUCCUUGCUCCUGGCGGGCUCGCAGAGCGGUACCUGGAGCUGUUCCUGCGCUCGGCAAAUAAGUACUUCAUGACCGGCUACAGGGUGGUCUUCUACAUCAUGGUGGAUGACUUGGACAGGCUACCCGACCUCGACUGGGGGCCCCUGCGGCAGUUCAGAGUGCUCCCGGUCAGCGAGGACAGCUGGCCGCACGACCUGCACUUCGUGCGCCUGAGGAGCCUGGGCGAGCAAAUCGUCCAGGGCAUCCGGGGCGAAGUGGACUUCCUCUUCAGCUUGACCGUGACCCAGCUCUUCCAGAGCGCCGUGCGCGUGGAGGCCCUGGGCGCGUCUGUGGCUCCGCUCCACGCCUGGUGGUACUUUAAGAACACCGAGGGUCUCCCCUACGAGAGGAGGCCCAAGUCGGCCGCGUGCAUCCCGCUUGGACGGGGCGAUUUCUACUAUGACAGCGCGUUUGCGGGGGGCACGCCCCUGCGGGUGCUGGACCUCACCGGAUCGUGCCUGGAGGGAGUCGCUCGGGACCGCAGAAACGGGCUGAACAGCACCUACGAGAGAUACCUCAACAAGUACUUUUUCCUCCAUAAGCCCACCAGGCUCUUGUCCCCAGAAUACAACUGGGACGCGGAUCACCACCCGCCCCCGCAGGUGCAGCGCGUGAAGGUGGCCCAGCAGGCCAAGAGGGGCUUAUGGGCCACGGCCGGCGAGGCGCCACGAUUCCCUGCCACGUGGCGCAUCUUGAAGCGCCCCAGUUUUCAGAGACACCAACAUUGA
This is a messenger RNA of Vicugna pacos (alpaca), 1488 nucleotides long. Lineage: Eukaryota; Metazoa; Chordata; Mammalia; Artiodactyla; Camelidae. The record is from RefSeq and is a predicted model, not a curated record.